Molecule: messenger RNA, 576 nt
Organism: Fraxinus pennsylvanica
Lineage: Eukaryota; Viridiplantae; Streptophyta; Magnoliopsida; Lamiales; Oleaceae
Source: the annotation of a GenBank genome assembly
AUGGAGAAUACCUUUAUACUUUGUUUCUCUAUUGGAAAACUGACAGAUGUUAAGCAUUACCUAUCCAAGUAUGUCAAAAUUUAUUUGUUGAGUCAUUUUCCUUUUCUCCUGGUGUUCAUCCCGGGCAGGGAAGCCACAGUGUUGUUACUCACCAGGACCCACAUCAGGGUGGUUCCCCAGCCAGAGAUGAUCCUUAUACCAGUGUUCAUCGCAGUCAGCAAAGCUGCAGGUUGUUAUCACCAACAGCAGGGUGUUUCCACUGCCUGGGCUUAUCCUUUGUCAAUGACGGGUUUUUCAGAGGAUUCAGAUGAGGUGGCAGAGAGAAACUUGAAUCACUUACCUGACGUGAGUCCUGUGGUUGGAGCAGUAGCAGUCGCUGGGAUGCUACAUAGAAUGGAGGACACUGUGACUAUUGAGACCAACCUAUGCUUGCCACACAUUAAUCAGUGCCGUCCAGUGCACUUCUUUGGUGUUUUUUAUGGACAUGGAGGAGCUCAUGUGGCCAUAAUGUGCAGGGACUGGAUGCAUGUGAUGCGCUUGGAAUGCCCCCAUACUACCAAGUUCAAGCGGGGCUAG